This is a messenger RNA of Carcharodon carcharias (great white shark), 558 nucleotides long. It is a transcript of the gene atp5if1b, whose product is annotated as ATP synthase inhibitory factor subunit 1b. Gene Ontology annotation, cellular component: mitochondrion. NCBI's taxonomy places the organism in Eukaryota, Metazoa, Chordata, Chondrichthyes, Lamniformes, Lamnidae. Gene Ontology annotation, molecular function: ATPase inhibitor activity. The coding region runs from base 94 to 438 and encodes 114 amino acids. Gene Ontology annotation, biological process: negative regulation of ATP-dependent activity. The transcript has 3 exons. The record is from RefSeq and is a predicted model, not a curated record.
UGACAGGUGUUCGGGAUCACGGGGCGUGGGCGGGGAUGACGCCAAGGAAGACGCCGUUUGGUUUGCAUUCGGUCAUUGCAAGGACGGGAGACGAUGGCGCGGCUGUUGUUGCUUAGGAGUCAGUUAAUUGUCGCUCGGCAGCUGCGGAGUUAUGGCGAUAGCAGCCAGCUAGGAGAAUUGGGCAAGGGAGCUGGGAAGGGAGGUGGUGGUGGAGGAAGCAUUAGAGAAGCUGGAGGUGCAUUUGGCCAAAGGCAAGCAGCAAUGGAGGAGAAAUACUUCAGGGAAAAGGAAAGUGAACAGAUUGCAAAUCUGAGGAAGCACCACCAAGAGGAGAUUCAUCACCAUGAAGAGGAAAUAAAGCGUUUACAAAGUGAGAUAAAACGCCGCAAGCAUCAGAUCAAGAAGUUGGAGCAUACUGAUGGCAGUGACAGUGACUAGGAUUUCUGAUGUUCCUACUUGGCUUUGCGUGUCUCAAUCAUAGAAUUAAUAAAUGCUGUUUGUGUAAUCAUGCUUGGAUGUAAAUUGUGCAUUCCCAAAUAAAAAUACAUUUUACGUUCA